Zingiber officinale is the source of this 670-nucleotide messenger RNA. RefSeq names its product ras-related protein RABH1c-like. Gene Ontology annotation, molecular function: GTPase activity; GTP binding. The record is from RefSeq and is a predicted model, not a curated record. The coding region runs from base 8 to 670 and encodes 220 amino acids. Lineage: Eukaryota; Viridiplantae; Streptophyta; Magnoliopsida; Zingiberales; Zingiberaceae. The transcript has 6 exons.
CACAUCUAUGGAGGAAGGCAAAGACGUGGAGCACUCCAGAGCAACAGCCAGCUCCGUAAUGCCAUUGCCUAAAUCUCCAUCCACACAGUAUGAAGAGAAUGGGAGAGAGGAGGAGGGCUUCCACAACGCUUUGCUGGAGCUGAAAGACCUGCGGUCUCAGCUUCACCAUGCGGCAGAACAUUGUGAGCGUGCAUUUUCCUCAGCCCAGCAGAAGAAGAUGAUUUUGGAGGGGACAAAGAGCUACAUAUGUGAAGCAGUUGUGGCAAUAGUCGACCAUUUAGGAACUGUCUCAUCCAAACUCGAGCAGAGUCUCCUUGCAAAUGCUGUGGUUAAGCAGACUGAACAAGGAAUUGGUAGUGCAAACACUAUAAUUGCACUUGCUGGUAACAAAGCUGACCUAUUGGAAUCUAGACAGGUUUCUGCUGAGGAAGCCCAGAGCUAUGCUCAGGAGAAUGGUCUUUUUUUCAUGGAAACUUCUGCUAAAACAGCAGUCAAUGUCAACGAUAUAUUCUAUGAAAUUGAAAAAGCAAACACCUUUGUUCCUAAUGCCCAAGAAAAGAGGUGUUCAAUCAUUGCAUCAAGCACAGGAAAGCUAAUAGACAUUGAUGUUGAGUCUGUGAAGAACGCAGUGGGAAUUUUUGAAGGCUCUAAAGUACUGAUUAAUUUUUGA